GAUGUCGUGUCUCUCUGCAAACUCCGGCGGAUUCUACUGGCUUUGUUUCCUAAUUUUCCGGUGGUGACUGAGUUUCACUUUGACUUGGAUAUAAUUUUGACUGCCCGGAACAGGAAGCAAGUAGAGCUACCCUCCUUCGCUAACUGAUGAUGUAUGGAGACUAGAGAAGAUUUACAGAAAUGGUGCUUUCUACAGGCGGUUGACUGAAAAUGGUAUCAAAACUGUGGAGGAUUUCCUAAUUGGACUCCACAACAACAGUCAGAGGCUACGCCAGAUCCUUGGCAAAAGCAUGUCUGAUAAUUAUUGGAAAAAGGUUACAACGCAUGCUAAGACAUGUGAUAUUGAUGGAAGAACAUACUUGUAUUAUCAUACGGAAACAGAACAAAAAUUUGCAGUGGUGUUUAAUAUUGCUGGUCAUGUGAUAAGGUUGGACUCAGGGUGCGGUUUACAUCAAUUCAACAAACUCUCUGAAUCUCAAAAGGCGUAUGCACGCAAGUUAGUGGAAACUGCAUUUGCAAACUGGGAAAGUGUCCUAAAAUUUGAUAACAAUAUUUCUAUCAUGGAUCACUUAUCAUCGUCCAUAUUAUCCCCACCAUCCUGUCCCACACUUGAUGAUUUCCAGCACUCAGAACUUCAAAUUACCUCACAUGCAGAAUCAGAUGAGAUGUCUCUUGAUAUCCCCACUCCUGCCCAUACAACCACCCCCAACCAGAUCACCUCUAUGAAUGCAGAUUCAGAAGAUUUUUUGGAGUAUAUUAUGCAGCUUCUCAAUUCUGAUGAACUUCAGUUUGAGGAUUUCUCAUACGGAGAGCCUGGACAAGCCAACUACUUUGCUGCUGAAACAAGCGAUGCGCAGUUCCAUGAAUUGCAACAUGGUGAGACGAUGGAUCUUUCCCAAAACCAAUUCACAAAUUUCAUGGUUUCUGAAAAUGUUCAUUCCGCCAUCCAUAUUGGAGGUAGCACAAAUGUCAAUCAACGAUGCCAAAUGAACAAUGUCUCGGUAGUUCCAGGGGCCAAAGGCAAGUCGAAGAAGAACUGGGCCAAGGUAUCUCUGCGAUGGUUCUUAUUGAAAAGCUUUGUUAAAAAGGUCCGAAUUAGCAAGAAGCGGAAAUUGUCCAAAUAAGCAUAUGGUAAACAAGAACCACCGGCUUUAUCCCAUUUAGCUCCGGUGGAGAUCGAUCAGCAGUCAUUACAGUUUUAUACCGUGUGACGUUUUUAGUUCAUCGUUGAAAUUAGUGUGGGUAUAUUUUAUGAAUAACUUGAGUUCAUGCUUUAACGUGAACUAGUUGACGAGUUUGAGUUGUUGGAACUUACGAAACAUGUAAUGAUUUUAAUUAUUAGUAUUAUGUCUGAAAGAACGAAUGUUAAUUCGAAUUGGAGGAACAUGCCAUACAAUAAUAUUUGUGUACAACUAAACAUGCUUUGCAAUUAAGUGGCCCGCUACAUUUAUUUGUCUC
This is a messenger RNA of Lycium barbarum (goji berry), 1457 nucleotides long. RefSeq lists its product as uncharacterized. Gene Ontology annotation, biological process: regulation of salicylic acid biosynthetic process. The transcript has 6 exons. Gene Ontology annotation, cellular component: nucleus. The record is from RefSeq and is a predicted model, not a curated record. Gene Ontology annotation, molecular function: sequence-specific DNA binding; calmodulin binding; DNA-binding transcription factor activity. Bases 290 to 1123 code for a protein of 277 amino acids. Lineage: Eukaryota; Viridiplantae; Streptophyta; Magnoliopsida; Solanales; Solanaceae.